Drosophila takahashii is the source of this 8294-nucleotide messenger RNA. It is a transcript of the gene Pde9, whose product is annotated as phosphodiesterase 9. Gene Ontology annotation, molecular function: 3',5'-cyclic-GMP phosphodiesterase activity. Gene Ontology annotation, biological process: cGMP catabolic process; signal transduction. Lineage: Eukaryota; Metazoa; Arthropoda; Insecta; Diptera; Drosophilidae. The record is from RefSeq and is a predicted model, not a curated record.
AAGGAGAGGAAGGAGAGGAAGGAGAAGGGGAAGAGGAAGAAGGAGCAGCGCAGGAGGACAAACGGCUGAAUAAUGCAAAUUAAAACACAAUAAAAUGUAAAACACACAAAUGACAAGCAGAGCGAAGCAGAGAAAAUAGCGAAAAGCGAAUCGGUUGACAUGCCGAAAAGAAAUGCGAGUGGCGGCAACUUUUCCACUGAAUUGAUUUGAUUUCAACGCGACGGCGGCAUACGGAGCGUAUGCGCGAUACGUAUACGCGAUACGUAUACGCGAUAUAUACAUACAUAUAUAUAGAGCGACGAGGGAUGGCGGAUGAAAAUUUGCAUAACUUUGCUGGCGUGGCAUAAACAUCAAAAAAGCAAAUUGCAAGUAACAAGUAACAAAAGGGAAGCAGCAACGGUCAUAAAAACGGCGCCAGCCUCGUAAAAAUACGUAAAAAUCCUGCAAUUUCCUCGUCCUCUGCGUGAAAAUUAAUUUAUGCAGCAAAUCAAAUACGAAUAGGGAAGAAAUAUAAAAGUAAUCGCCAGGCCGUAACAAUUAAGACAGUUGAGAAGAACACGAGCUGCAGUCAAAAAAAAACAAGAAAGCCAGGAAAAUCAGGAAAAUUAAGAAAAUCUGAAAAAAAGAGUUAGCAAGGGUUGCUUAUAAAUGUACCAGGACAGCGGCUGCAGCAGCAGUAGCAGUCGACGCGGCAGCAGCAGUGCAGCAGCAGCAACAUCUGCAGCAGCAGCAGCAACACCUGCAACACUUGCAACAGCAACAACCAGCAGCAGCGACGAGGAAACGCUCGAAACUCUGACCAUUAUAACGACCACCAUCACCGACAGCGAUAUCCAUGCGACGACCACAACCACGACGGUUAUAGCGGCGGCGGCAGCAGCAGCAACAGCGACAAUAGUUGCCAGCAACACCUGCAACACGUGCAACACCAGCGACAUCGAGGACAGCAGUCCGGUGGAGGAGAGCGAGGACAGCGAGGAGUGCUACCGCGAGUAUAUCGAGAUCGAUUGCCAGACGACCGCCCAGGAGGGCAGCUCCCCCAGCGGCAGCAGCAGCUCCCCCAGCGGCGGUGGCAAUGCAACCGGCUUGCUGCAACGCCACAGCAGCAACAGCAACAGCAACCUACAGCAGCAACAGUUGCAACAGUUGCAGCUGCAGCAGGCGGACGUGCGUUUGUUGCGAAAAAUCGGCUAUAUUGCGUCGCGUGUGCGCUGCCUGGCCAAAUUCUACGGCGACUUUCGCCUGGUGAAUCCCUACAGCGCCCGGCGGCAAAAGCGGCAGCUGCAGGAGAUCCUGCUGCGCCACUCGAUCUUCGAUCCCGGCAAGGAGCACCAGCGGGCGAUUGUCUUGGCGGCGGCAACGGCGGCCAUAGCCGGUCCACUGGCGGCCAUCGAUUGCGCCUGCGCGACCAGCAGCAGCCUGAGCUUGGAGGCAGAGGUGAGCAGCAGUGAGGAGCAGCAGCAGGAUCAUCAGCAGCAGGAGGAGCAGGAUCAUCAGCAGGAGCAGGAGCAGGAGGAGGAGCAGUAUCUUCCGCAGGAGGAGCAGCAGAUUGAAGCGAUUGCCGUCACCACCACCACGGCCACUGUGCGCCGGAAGUCGUCGAGCAGCUCUACUUUAAGCGGCGGCACAGCGGCCGUUUCCGUUUCCGUUGGCGGUUCCGUUUCCGUCUCCGCCUCCGCUUCCGUUUCCGCCACCGCCUCGCAGUCCUUUUGCGCCGGCAGCAACAUCCAUCUGCUCGAGGAGCUGCUCAUUCAGUUCUACGAAGAGCAGGAUCAUCGCAGCAGCGGCAAUCUAACGGUCAUCAGGCAGCAGCAGCAGCACAGGAUCACCAAUAACAACAAUAAUAAUAACAAUAACAAUUGCCACAGCAUACGGAACAACAACAACAUGUCGAAUCCAGGCGGAACAACGGCAACGGCAACGGCAACCGUUGAACAACCUGCCACCUCGAGUGGUGCUGUUACCACCACCCACUUGCAACCCACCGCCCCCUCAGAGGGCAGCGAUCGCAGCGAACCGCGACGUCGGCGGGCCAGCGACUGCUCGGCGGUACAGGCGGCGCUCCAGAAUCAGCUGCACUGCAUUACGCUGAAGAACAACAACUGCGGCAAGGCGGCGCUGCCCUUUCAUCGCGGCAGCUGCGGCGCCGCCGGCGAACAUCUGCUGGCCGCCAAUUCCAUAGCCAAUCGGGCCACCAUCAUACUGAGUAAAUCUUGCAGUAAUGUCGACGGUGAUGUGGCGGCGGCCACCACACAACAACAGGCGGCGGCGGCCCUCAAGCUGGGCGGCAGUAUUAGGAUGCGGGCCAGUGCCACCGACAUUGAGUCGACGAACAACAUGACCUUGAAUGGCGCCUCGAAUAACGGAAAUGGGAAUGGGAACGGUAACGGGAAUAAUGGCAACAACGAGUACAGCAUCCUGCAGCUGAACAACACGAUCAUCCAGUGCCACUUCAACGACGACGACUUUCGCGCUCUGGUCAAGGACCUCAAGCGCAAGGUCGAGUACACGGAGCGCAUGAACUGGCUAUGUCUCUCCAAGCGACCGCUGGGCCCGCCGCAUCGUAAAAGCAGUCUACCAAAGCAUCAGGAGGUGAAGCGCCGCUUCCUGGAAAUUUGUGAUACGACCUUCUCGGAGGAGGUGAGGGCCGCCCUGCGCCUGCCGGCCUUCGACUCUUACGAGUGGGGCGACGCCGACGUCAUCCACCUAAUGCAGACCAUGUUCGUCGAGCUGGGCUUCAUCGAGAAGUUCAGCAUUCCGGUGGACACGCUGCGCGAAUGGCUCUACGAGGUCUACAAGCACUACAACGAGGUGCCCUUCCACAACUUUCGGCACUGCUUCUGCGUUGCCCAAAUGAUGUAUGCCAUAACGCGCCAGGCGAAUCUGCUUAGCCGCCUGGGCGACCUGGAGUGUCUGAUCCUGCUGGUGUCCUGCAUCUGCCACGACCUCGACCAUCCCGGCUACAACAAUAUCUACCAGAUCAACGCCCGCACCGAGCUGGCUCUCAGAUACAAUGACAUCUCACCGCUGGAGAACCACCAUUGUUCGAUAGCGUUCCGCCUGCUGGAGCAUCCCGAAUGCAAUAUAUUCAAGAACUUCAGCCGCGACACCUUCAAUAACAUUCGCGAGGGCAUCAUCCGGUGCAUUUUGGCCACGGACAUGGCCCGUCACAAUGAGAUCCUCACCCAGUUUAUGGAGGUAACGCCCAUUUUCGACUACAGCAACCGUGCGCACAUCAACUUGCUCUGCAUGAUCCUAAUAAAGGUGGCGGACAUCUCGAACGAGGCGCGACCCAUGGACGUGGCCGAGCCCUGGCUGGACCGCCUGCUCCAGGAGUUCUUCGCCCAGAGUGCCGCCGAGAAGUCCGAGGGCCUGCCCGUGACGCCCUUCAUGGACCCCGACAAGGUCAGCAAGCCGGGCUCGCAGGUCCGCUUCAUCGGACUCGUCCUCCUGCCGCUGUUCGAGGCCCUCGGCGAACUGGUGCCGGAGCUCACCGACCUCAUCAUCAUACCCGUGCGCAUCGCCCUGGAGUACUACAGGCGCCUCAACGAUGCCCAGACCAAGACGCGCAAAUCGGUGGCGGACAGCAACACGUCGGCGACCUCGGACAGCAACAGCGGCACCAUCGACUCGAAUGCGGCGAUGGUCAGCACCCCGGGGGCGGCCAGUGACAAGCUGAGCUUGGACAAGGCCCAGGGCAAUUCGCAGGGCUCCGGCGGCGGCGGCGGCGGCGGCGGCGGCGGAGGAGGAGCCGGCGGGGCAGGAGGCACUGGAUCAGGAGGCGGCGGCAACAGUGCCGCCGGCAGCGUCUCGCCACAGAUGCCGCGAUCCGGCUCGGGGAUCAGUGUGAAGUCGCGACGCAGCAUUCCCUCACAGAAGUCCGCCUCGAGGACGUCCGUCGAUGAGCCCGGCGGCAUGGCGGCGGAGCUCCACGAUCUGCCCGAGGGCAGCGAGAGCGGCGACUCGGAAACGGCCACCGAAGUGGAUGUGGCCGAGAAGACGUCCAAGUUCAAGGUGGACACGGAGGGCAGCAGCAACCGCAGCAAGUCCUCGCACUCGACUUCCCGCAAGUCGUCGCGCGAGAAGCGACCCUCGAUGAUCGGCGAGCUGUGCAGCAGCGGCGGCGGCCAGCGGAUCCGCAACUCGUACGGGAACAUCCACGGCUACCACAGCAACAGGUGUCACUUCGGCAACAACCGGGCGGUCAGCCUGGAUCAGUACAGCAGUGGCGGCAACAAUCGCCGCCUCUCGGACGGAUUGCCGCAGGUCAUCUCGGACAGCAAUGUUUUCUACGGCCGCCACAAUCGCAGCAGCAUGGAGACCUCCGGUGGUGUUAGUGGUGGUGGUGCAGUGGUUGGCAUUCCGCAGGACACCAAUGCCAAUACGAAUCAUCCCCAGCUAAAGGAGCUGCUGGCCCGCACCGAGGCGGAUUCGGAGGGUGAGAGCGAGGAGGAGAACGAGAAGAAGCUGAUGAUGUUGCCGCUGGCCGUGGCCACCACCUCAUCGAAUGGCAAUAUAUCGCCGCCCCUGGUGGUCACCGAGCAGAUCCUGCCCAGCAAUGGCAGCACACGUAGCAGUGCCAGCAGCGCUGCAGUGCCUGGAGGAUCUGGAUCUGGAGGAGGUGGAGGAAACGGUGGCGGAGGAGCCGCAGGACCCUCGGCUGGCAGCUCCUGGAAAUCGAGACUGCGCCAGUUCUCCGAUUACUUUAGCUUCAGCUUCGACAAGAGCAACAAGCGCUUCGGCAGCACUCGCAGCAGUCCAUGUCCCGGCUCCAAUUCCAGUUCGGGCAGGGCCAACAACAAUGCCAAUGGCUUGGGCGAAAGUCAAGAGGGCGGAGCAGGAGGAGGAGGCAAAAAGCCGGGCAUGUGCUGCGCCAUCAAGGGUGAGACUGGAGGCGGAGGAGGAGCCCUGACCACCGUGACCACCGGGAAUGAUGCCCAUCAGCGCCAUCGCGCCUACAGCCUCGAUGUUCCCGGCAUGAUGCGAUACUCCUCCAACGACAGCAGUCGCCAUCCCAGCAACAACACCCUGCAGAGUGCAGGAGGAGCUGGGGUAGCUGGAACCGCAGGAUUAGCCGGCGGAUUAGAGGUCACCACCACCCAGCGAGUGCCGCCCAGUUUGAGUGCGGAAUUGGGCCUGGCCAGCGGAUCGUCGUCAGAGGCGGGCCCAAAGAUUUGACAACAGGGGAGCAGCAGGGAGGAUUCGGCGGCAGUGGCCAUUAGCAGGGACGUCGAGGAGGAGGAGCCUGAGGAGCCGGAGGAGGAGGACGGGGACGGGCAGGAGGAGCACCGUCAUCUGCAUCAUCAGGAUGCCUCGUCCAGUUGCGAGGUAUCCUCCAUGUCGAUGACCGUGUGGUCGGCGAUUGGCCAACGUUUGAACGCCCUCGUCUGUCAUUGCUGCGAGCGCAAAUUGCCAGAGCCGGAAAAUGUCUAAGUGAAGUGAGGGAAAUACCACCCCAAGUUACUAUACCACCCCCUUCUGUACCACCUCCCUUGGCAGCUGGAGGUUCGUUGGCCUGGUAGCUAAGUUUAAGCCUAGCCCUUAACUAUUCGCAUUAAGCUUCAGAUUUUACUCUCUUGUUUUGUUUUUUUUUUUUUCUUAUUUUAUAUUUCCCUCUUGUUUACCUCUUAAGUAUUUUUAUUUAUGUACACGCGCAUACACACACAAAUAUAUACAUAAUAUUAUUAUUAAUUGCAUUUAUUUCGCGUGGAUAGAAUCCAUAGAAAGCAAAUGGAACUAGUAUUUAUUUCAAUCUUUUUAUUUGCUUAUAUCAAUAUUUAAGGCGAUGAAGGACCGAACAGAGCACAAUGAUUUUUUUACAACGUUAGAAGGUGUUUUUAAUUGAUAUAUAGUACUUCGCACACUGUAGUGUGAUGCCACUGGCGCCCGAACAGGGUCCGCAAGAAAAUUUCAAAUACUAUCGAGUAAAUGUUCAAAUUUCCUAACUGAAAUGCCGCUUACGGAAUUCGUAAAUAUUUAAUCCACUUGUAUGAUCUCUUCCAGAACCAUGAGAGUGCCGAAAGCUAAUGAAUGGUAAAAUGGGAAUUCCAGAGAUAAUUAAGUUUGGUAAUAGGUCAAAUGCAUUCAGUUGUUCCCGAGGAACAUGGCGUUGAUUUUGCUGGAGCCCGGGAAUUCCUUGCCAUUCUCGACUCCCCCGAAUCGAUUUCCCAUGCAGCUGAACGGGCCGGAAAGCAAUGCGAUUUGGAUGUCAGAGCCGAAAAACAGUUGGCCUUCGCCGGUUUCGAUCCGAUUCGCUCCGUUCUCAUGCGAAAUUCACGUCUAAUUACGCAAAACAAAUUUCGCCAACUGCAAUGGAUGCAUAUAUGCAACAGGCAGGAGUUUUAUUCGCUGUUCGUUGGGUCCCAGUCGCCUAAUUCCAUUUGCUUGUAGCUCGUUCCCCUUUUUUUUUUGCCAUUUUUUUCGGUGUCCGCUGGUUGGGAUUUUCCACGUGGGAGGAAAGUCGCUGCAGCGGGAUGCCCGCAGGAGCAACCAUGUUCCAUGGCCAGUCAAUUGGAUUUCGCCGCCGCAGCUGUGCUGAUGAUGACGCUGGUGGCAGCACUCAAUUAGAAGGCACUGUGGGAGCUGAAAUUCUUUCGAUUAUGCGCGAUUUUUCGGCUGCUAUGGAGAGUGGGGAGAUUUUGGGGCUUUAAAAUGAAAAAUGAGAAAAUCCUUCGGGAUGAUGAAAAUAAAUAUCAAUUUGCAUUCGAUAUUAAAAACGAGAUUUGAGGCCAACUGCAUUCACAUAUCGCAGAAAAGUGCAGAAAAUAUAUAAGAAACCCAAGUUAAUUAUGAUCAAUGUAAAUUUCUGUAUGUAAUUAUGUUAAAUAUAGCUAAACUCAGACACACACACACACACUGAAACUUUGAUUGGCAAAGGCAGAAGUUUGAUUCAAUUACGAUAUGGCAACACACAGAGAAAAAGAAGAGCCAAAAUAAUGAAGUUAUGAGAUAUAUUAUGGAUAAAGAAGAGGCGAGACCAAGCUGGUCCUUGGAUACAGAUAAAGAUACAGUUACAUCUACGGAUGCAGUUAUAAAGAGUUGCAUGUGUUUUUUUUGAAUGUGUGUAAUUAAGCGAGCACUAAUUGAGCGUUCAAUUCAAUAGAGGAGUUAAGAUGAAUACUUAUUCGGUGUACAUUUGGGUGUCUAGCAAAUCGCAGCAAAUACUCUUAAAACUAACUGUGCAUUGUAAUUGCAAGCUGCAGCAUAUUUAGAUGUGUACGUGUCACUUUCUCUCUAAGUUGUAAGUCAUUAAGUAAUUUAUAUAUAUAUUAUUGAAUAUAUAUAAACCAGAUCGCAUCUGUGGUGUAUGCCCAAACUAAUUAAUUCUCUGCGUGUGGUCUCCCCGCUCGUUGUGUGUUUUUCUGUAGUUAGAUUUGAAACUAUCUGCCUAAUGAUAAGUUCAUCGAAUGCAUUCGUGUAUGUACCUUCCAGUCCUCGCCCCCCAGUUACCCCGGUUUUCUGUCAGUGUAGUUGCUUGGACUGAGCAAGACACUAACGUAGACAUGGCGCCCGAACAGGGACUGCAGGUGCAUAUACGCACCACGAUCAACUAGCAAAAUGGAAAAUGAUUACAAACUAAAUCCCCUGAUGGCUAACUCUUAGACCUAAGACUCUAACCUAAACGAACCACUCUAAAUUAGCUAACACAUCAAAUUGAUUUGUUGCCUUAUACAACUAUUACAACUACUGUACUGUGGGUUGGCUUUCCCCCGAGAAACUCAUCCACAAUCGUCACUGCGUUUUAUAUUGUUCAUGCCACCAACUUCCCUUGUUUGAAUGACAAAACAAAAAGACUAAAACUUGAAUUUAAACAAAAUCAACAAAAACAAAAAAAACCAAAAAAGAAAAAGUAAACCAAACAAAGAACUUUCCAACAAAACCAACUAUACAUAUACAUUAAAAUAUAUAUAUAUAUACAUAAAUAUUUGUCUUAAAGAUACUACAACUACAACAAAUCAUAAAAAGAACUCUAGGUGUUUUACAAAUGUAUAAAACAAAACAAAAAACGACAACUAAGCCCAAAAACCAAAUGUAAACAAUUUUAAGCAUAACUAAACUAGUUUAGAGCCCAUGCUAAAAACAAAAACGCAAAGCAAGCCAUUUCUUGGCCAAAACCUAAAAAGGAUGAAUAAAUUUGACAGGCCGAAAAUGAAAAUGUCCUUGCAAUGGAGCACUAGAUAUCCAUAAUUCAUUCAAAUGACCAAGUUUUUCAGCCGAAAUAACAGUUUUUAAUGAUUGAUUGAUUCACUCGUUACAAUUUAUCUCAACAUAUUGCGAUAAGAUAUUCUUUAAAU